Chenopodium quinoa (quinoa) is the source of this 3511-nucleotide messenger RNA. Its product is annotated as pentatricopeptide repeat-containing protein At2g29760, chloroplastic-like. Lineage: Eukaryota; Viridiplantae; Streptophyta; Magnoliopsida; Caryophyllales; Amaranthaceae. Gene Ontology annotation, molecular function: protein binding; RNA binding. The record is from RefSeq and is a predicted model, not a curated record. The coding region runs from base 73 to 1989 and encodes 638 amino acids. Gene Ontology annotation, biological process: RNA modification. The transcript has a single exon.
AAAAAAAAAAGAAAAGAAAAGAAAAACAAUUGUAUGUCAAUGAAUUAGGAUUUUUUUUUUGGUGGGAACUGAAUGCCUUUUAAGAUCAAGAACUACUCAAAAUCUCAAAUUUUGCUAAAAUUCCAAAAACUAGGUUCGAUAUUUCAACCAUCAUACCUUUUAACCCCAAUCUUCAUGAUACUUCAAUCCAGAUUUUCCAUGCAAUUUAUUAAACCCUUUUCACGCCAAUUAAGCAGCUUCACUUCGAUCACCAAAUCGCAAGAAUCACCCAGAAAUUCAACCUCAAUCGACGCCAUUAAAGAGCUUCAUGGCCAUUUGAUCAGAACCCAAAAACACAAAGACCCAGAUUCAAUUUCUCUAGUUUUGCGCUCAUAUUCUCUCUCCUCAACCACAUUACACAAAGCCCAGAUUGUAUUUGAUCAAAUUCAAAGACCCCCAUUGUUAAUAUGGAAUCAUUUGAUAAAGGGAUUAUCCAAAAGUGAUGAUCCAAUUAAAGCAAUUUAUAUGUAUAAUGAUAUGAGAAACUAUGGGUUAACUGGGAAUAAUUUGACUUUUAUAUUUGUUCUUAAGGCAUGUGGUCGUGUUUCAGAUGUUUUGCAGGGUAAAAAGAUUCAUGUUCAUGGAUUAAAACUUGGGUAUGAAUCAUAUUUGUUUGUGUCAAAUGCUUUGAUACAUAUGUAUGGAUCAUGUGGGGAAAUGGUUUUUGCACAGAAGGUGUUUGAUGAAAUGACUGAGAGAGAUUUGGUCACUUGGAACUCUUUGAUUUGUGGGUAUAGUCAAUGCAAUAAGUAUACAGAAGUUCUGGGUGUUUUCGAUUCGAUGCAGGUGGCGAAUGUGAGGGCGGAUGCUGUGACAAUGGUGAAAGUUAUCAUGGCCUGUAAUGUGUUGAGUGAGUGGAAUAUUGUUGAUUCAAUGGUGGAUUACAUUGAGAGAAGUGGUGUUGAUAUAGAUGUUUAUUUGGGGAAUACUUUGAUUGAUAUGUAUGGAAAGCGUCGGAUGAUGGACUCAGCCCAGGGGGUGUUUGAUUGGAUGAGUGAUAGAAAUAGCGUCUCUUGGAAUUCUUUGAUGAUAGGUUAUGCAAAAAUCGGAAAUUUGGUUGUGGCAAGGAAGCUCUUCCAUGAAAUGCCAAAGAGGGAUGUGGUUUCUUGGACAUCAAUGAUUACAGGGUAUUCACAAGCAGGCAAAUUUUCUGAUGCUGUGAAACUUUUUCAGGAAAUGAUGUUGAAUAAGGUUAAACCAGACGAAAUUACAAUAUCGAGUGUGCUUUCUGCUUGUGCUCAUCUAGGAAUGCAUGACAUGGGCAAGGAAAUUCAUGAAUUCAUAAUUGAGCAUAAUAUCAGAGUAGACAUGUAUGUUGGUAACUCUUUAAUUGAUUUGUACUGCAAAUGUGGGGAUGUUAUGAUGGCAUUACAAGUUUUUCAAGGUAUGAGUGAUAAAGACUCUGUCUCAUGGACUGCACUUAUAGCAGGACUUGCUGUAAAUGGUUUUGCUGAUUCUGCUGUUCAGCUAUUUGAGGAAAUGUUAUGCAAAAACGUAAGGCCAACUAAUGGAACCUUUGUCGGCUUAUUGCUAGCUUGCUCGCAUGCUGGAUUGGUAGACAAGGGGAUGGAAUUUUUCGAUAGUAUGUAUAGAAUCUAUGGAAUUAUCCCACAAAUGAAACAUUAUGGUUGUGUUGUUGAUCUCUUGAGUCGUUCUGGUGAAUUAGAGAGAGCAUAUAACUUGAUACUCAAGAUGACAACACCUCCUGAUGCAGUAUUAUGGAGAAUCUUGUUGAGUGCCUGCAAGCUACAUAAAAAUGUUGCCUUAGCUGAGAUUGUUUCAAGUAAGCUUCUUGAAUCAGAUGCUAGUAAUAGUGGAAACUAUGUACUUUUAUCGGAUGCUUAUGCAGGCGCAGAAAGAUGGGAUGCUGCUAUGAAGUACAGAGAUUUGAUGGAGGAAAACCGCGUGCAAAAGCCAUCAGCCUGGAGUUCUGUUGAAGCAACUAGGUAAAAUUCACGGUGUUUAUGCCCCUUUGUCCACGAGAAAUUUUGUUGUCAUAGCCUUCAGUUUGGGCAUACGGUUGCUUCUGCAGCACAUUCAAAUUAGCAUUGGGUUAAAGCCAACAGCCUGAAGCAGUAUAAAAUAAGUUUGAGCUUUUGGUGCUUAGAGCCUGCCGUGUGCCUGUGUCCUUCCAAGGAGAAAUUCAAGUGUGUUAGCCUUCAGCUUGGGCUUGGCGUUGAGCUCUAUAGCGCGUUUAACUGUCUUAAUGAUCAUUACAAAUAUUGUGCAGAAGCCAUCAUGUGAAGUUCCAAAGGCGUAGGUAGCGAGUUCGUGGUGCCUAGCCAUCUGAGCCCAAAGCCAAUGCCAUGAGCCCAAAGCCGAUGCCAUUUAGGGUUUCGUAGCACAUAUGCUGUAGGCUUUGGGCUCAUGUGUGAUGGUCGCUUCCCGGGCCAAACAUUUUGUUCACCACCCGGAAGGCCAGGAGUACUUGUAGGCUUUGGGCUCAUGUGUGAUGUUCGCUUCCUGGGCCAAACAUUUCGUGUAUCACCCAGGAGGCCAAAAGUACUCACAUAGUCACAUGACUCACAUCAAUGCUCCAGCCCAGUGAUACGUAUGAGUCAGCCUGUGGUCACCAGACUCAUCAUGCACUGGUGGAAGCGUCAUUCUAGGUACUCUCAGGUGCAUGUAAUAAUUUGUGUCGGUGCUACUUCCCGAAUUUAGGAGCUGAUGGCCUGAUGCUCAAUAUAUGUAAAGAGAUGUUACACUUGUGGGAGAAGGGAGGUGAUUUUCAUUCAAUUUUGGUGGGUCAGAGAACAAGACUAGUCUUGCUUGCCUUCUUGGAGGUGACUGUACAAGGAUAAGGUCCCUGAAAUUUUGAAAGUUAGUUACAAAAAUUUUGAACUAAAUGAAAAAAACAAAGACACAGUGUGGAAAUCGUAGCUUAGCAAAUUGCUUUCAUGCAUUGGAUGAUUUUUGCAUUCAAACAAAAUCGACAAAGUCAGCAGGAAUUAGAGCCUCAGGAUAAGCAACAAUUUUGGAAAUCGAUAUUAUCAAAGCAAAAAUUUAUGUUUCGUAAAAAAUGGAACAUGAUAUUUAUGACCUAGGUACUACACCAACAGAAAACAUGGUUAUCCAGUAAAUUCGAGUCACCCUGUAACCGAUUUGAUUACCCAAUGUGAAUUGCCAAAUCAAAUUUACACGAUCCAACACCCAACUGAGUUUUUUUUUUUUUUUUUUUUUUUUUUUAAUAUUUUUUGCUCACUAAACUGGUUCAAUAACGAAGUGAAUGAGAUGUUAGUGGGGUUAGUAGAUCAUUGUAGUAGGGUUAAUAGUAUAUUAAUUAGUCUCGUGUGCAUAACAUAAAGGUUUUCUAUCAUGUUAAAAAGGGUUUCUCUCCUCCGUGUGAGUUUGGUAACUUGGUGAGGGAUAUCCUUAGGCUUGCUCGUGGCUGUUAGAGAUAGGGGUGUUCGCGGUGCGGUUUGGAUCAUAAACCGCAUCAAACCGCACCAAACCACACUUUUAAAAAAACGGA